Messenger RNA from Blepharisma stoltei, 670 nucleotides. NCBI's taxonomy places the organism in Eukaryota, Ciliophora, Heterotrichea, Heterotrichida, Blepharismidae. The record is from the annotation of a GenBank genome assembly.
AUGGUAGAUCUUGAUGAAGCAAACAACUAUUUUGGGUUUUAUUACGAGCCUAUGCAUGAAAUUGAGCAAGGCUUGUAUCUUGGAUGUAUGAGAGCUGCAGAGUGUGAGGAACUGCUCAGGGCACACAAUAUCAAAUAUAUAGUCCAAGCCUUAGAAAGCCAAUACACAGAAAGAUUUGAUUGAAUAACUUAUCAUUUCGUUGAAAUUUGGGAUAAUCCUUACCAAGAUUUAGCUAAACAUUUACCAUCAGCUCUCCAAUUUAUUCAUCAGCACUUAUCAGCAGGCGAAAAUGUCCUUGUUCACUGUGCAGCAGGGAUAUCCCGAAGCUCAUCAAUUGUAAUUGCCUAUCUAAUGGGGAAGCAUUUAAUAGAUUUCUAUCAAGCAUUUGAUAGAGUUUCCUCAAAAAGAAGCUGUGUUAGCCCCAAUUUUGGCUUCCGAAAACAAUUGAAAGACACAGGAGAGCAACAGCUACGAACCUACCUUAUAUUAUAGAAGUUUCCUAUGUUUGGCGCUGUAAGGCCGAUAAAUUCUGAUCGGAAUUUAUCGGUUGGUUGCACCAAAUCAAUGCCUUGGUCGGACCAAAAAGCGAUUUGGUCCGACGAACUUGGAAAGCUCCUGGGAAAAUGUCUGCGCUUUUCAGCGCUAUAUAGAGGAAACCUCUAUACCUUAA